Heterostelium album PN500 is the source of this 1695-nucleotide messenger RNA. RefSeq lists its product as uncharacterized. Lineage: Eukaryota; Evosea; Eumycetozoa; Acytosteliales; Acytosteliaceae. The transcript has a single exon. The record is from RefSeq and is a predicted model, not a curated record. The coding region runs from base 1 to 1695 and encodes 564 amino acids.
AUGUGUUCGAAUUUAUCUAAAUUACUACAAAACGAAAUAAUAAAUAAGCUAUUGAAUGAUUAUGGAGAUAGUAAUAGAGAAUUUCAACCACUACCUUCAUACUACCCAACUUUGAAAGAGCAUAUCUACGAUUACACUUCAGGUCAACAGGUAUUCGAUAGUUUAGAGUAUUUCGAGCAGUUGAACUACAAUCGAUCGAUACUGGAAUAUUGUUUGGUUUCUAAGGAUUGGUUUCAUUACAUAUCAACUUGUGCCAAUCGAUUCUACGCCAAACAAUCACUCGAACUAUCAAAUAGUUUGUCGAUUUACCAAUUCGAGAAUAUCACACAUCUCUAUGCCGAUUUCUCACCCGAACCAUCUUGGAUCGAACGCUUUACCAAUCUAAAGAGAUUGGUUAUCAAUACAGAUGAUGGUAAGCUCGUACAACAACUGAUCAAUCAAUUUCCAUUGAUUAAACUAGAGGUCUUUGUCGAUCAAGAUAGAGAUAGUGCAGUUGUAAAUUGUGAUUUAUCAGCAACAGGUUAUGACACAUUGGAAUUCGUACAUAUUAAUGCCUAUAGUAUCUACGGGGCUGUGGAUUUCGAAGAUUUGGUAGAGAACUACUAUAAAAGCUAUCUCAAGCGUUGGCGUGCAAAUUCAAUCUACUUUAUCUAUGAUGACGGUGAUCAUGACGGUGGUGUAUGCAACCUCUCUUACAACCAACUAUUCAAAGUGAAAUCACUAAGAAACAUUAUCAUUCCAGACGAUCGUUUCUUUGCAAACGCAUUGAAAUGCAUUGUUUCCAAGAAUACUUUGAUCGAUUCAUUCAGAUGUAAUAUUCCGCUCGGUAUAUUCGAUGCAUCGGCUCGUUCAACAUUUGUGGAAGAUGAUGAAGAUGAAGAUGAUGAAGAUGAUGAUGAAGAAGAAGAUGAUGAUGAUGAAGAAGAUGAUGAUAGUGAAGAAGAAGAAGAAGAAGAAGAAGAAGAAAAUGAAGCAAGUGAAGGUGAUAAUGAAGAUAAUGAAGUAGAUAAUUCGACUAAUGGUAGAUAUUGUCGUUGUUUUCCAUAUGAUAUGGAGAAUGAAGCAUUGGCUCGUAGUAAAUUAAAGUAUUGGAAACAAUUUUGUUCUAUUCUUGCACGUAAUACACGAUUAAAGUAUUUAGAGUUUGAAAACUUUUGUACUUUCAACAAUGGUGGUUCAGUAGAUGAUCAUAGUCUAAGGCCACAAACAAUAGAAUCGACAUCAUUAGCACUCAGUAAAGCACUUUCAGUCAAUAAGACAUUGACUUCAUUGACGAUCUCAUGUCAGGUGCUAUCGGGGUCAUUCUUUCAGACGUUGGCACACUCCAACCAAACCAUCAGUCAUCUCUCUCUCACUGAAUGUGGUACCGAUCAAAUUGGUCAACUAGCUACUCUAUUGGAAUCGAAUAGCACAAUACAACGUCUUGGUAUUGCAUUUCAUGACGAAUAUUAUCAAGAGAUGAUAGGCAGUAAACAAUCAGACACCACAAAAGCUGCAACUGCCAAAGCUAUUGAAUCAUUCUCACUUGCGAUUCUCAACAACAACACAAUAUCAAGAUUAGACAUCAAAGAAUUUGAACCCUAUACAAUUAGAACUCACAUUGAAAGUUUAUUCAGAAGUAGAGAUCAACAAAUAUCCACCAAACUAGUGAAUAAUUAUCUUGUUGGUGCUAUUACACACACAUUAUUUUUUUAA